Molecule: messenger RNA, 1035 nt
Organism: Alternaria incomplexa
Lineage: Eukaryota; Fungi; Ascomycota; Dothideomycetes; Pleosporales; Pleosporaceae
Gene: PCN1
Product: DNA polymerase delta processivity factor
Exons: 6
Coding region: 1-1035 (344 amino acids)
Biological process (GO): leading strand elongation; translesion synthesis; regulation of DNA replication
Cellular component (GO): PCNA complex
Molecular function (GO): DNA polymerase processivity factor activity; DNA binding
Source: RefSeq, a predicted model, not a curated record
AUGGCGGCAUCGGCACUGAACGAAGAGCGAGAACUCGCCAUCCACCCCAUCGUCGCAAGCAGCGUACAGCACAACACUCAGGUCAUCUCCAACAUCCGCAGUCUCACCGCAUCACUCUUCGGCGUCGCCGCAGGCACAUUAGGCCUCGAGUCUUACACAGGCUUCAUAUUCUACCUCCUCGGAUCACUCGUGGUAUCGGCGCUGCUGUUUGCGCUCAAGACAAAUGGCAAGCCCGGCGCAUACUUUUACCGGCCGCUGGUGCUCGAGGCCAAACUAGCCCAGGCUUCGAUUCUCAAGAAGGUCGUCGACGCCAUCAAGGACCUCGUACAGGACUGCAACUUCGACUGCAAUGAUUCGGGCAUCGCGCUCCAGGCCAUGGACAACUCGCACGUCGCCCUUGUCUCCAUGAUGCUCAAAUCCGAAGCCUUCGAACCCUUCCGCUGCGACCGCAACAUCGCGCUCGGAAUCAACCUCGGCUCUCUCACAAAGGUCCUUCGUGCCGCUGGAAACGAUGACGCCCUUACCAUCAAGGCCGAGGACUCGCCCGAUGUCGUCAACCUGCUCUUCGAAUCCAGCACCACAUCGAGGCUGAGCGAGUAUGACAUUAAGCUCAUGGAUAUCGACCAGGAACAUCUUGGUAUCCCUGAGACGGACUACGCGGCAACCGUCACGAUGCCAUCGGCUGAGUUCCAGCGCAUCUGCAGGGACCUAGGCGCAUUGUCCGAGUCAGUUUCGAUUGAGUGCUCCAAGGAUGGAAUCAAAUUCGCAUGCUCUGGCGACAUUGGUUCGGGCUCCGUCAUCCUCAAGACGUCCAACAGCGUCGAGAAGCCAGAGGACAACGUUUCGAUUGAAAUGAAUGAACCUGUCUCACUCACCUUCUCUCUCAAGUACCUGAUCAACUUCUGCAAGGCGAGCGGGCUGUCAAAUCAAGUCAAGCUCUGUCUAUCUAGCGAGGUUCCCCUUCUUGUCGAAUACCCCUUUGAGGCCAGCUACCUGAGGUUCUACCUCGCGCCCAAGAUUGGCGAUGAGGACUAA